CCGUGGUCGGGUGUCUGAUUGACUCGUACUGACCGUUGUGAGACGUGCCGGUGGUUCGUGGUGUGUGGUGGUCUGGUGGCUGUGGUGCGCCGGUGGACGCUCUUUGUGAAGGAGUACGCCGAUUCUUAAUUGUCCAGCCGCCGAGCGAUGGCGCCCGCGCCCCCACUGCCAGUCACGGAAGACACGCCGCCCGACAUGCUGGCGGGCUCCAUGGAUCUGCGCGUCGUGCUGCCCGGCGGCCGCGCCGUCAAGAUGAGCGCCGAGCGCUGCACACCAAUGAUGGAUUUGUUGGUGCAAGUGACAACUGCCAACAAAAUGGCUCCUGGUGGCUUUGUCCUGCAGCCUGUAGGUGAGCGAGGUGUGUUGCCUUACAAACCAAGCACACCAAUUGGUGCAUUAGACACAUGGACAAUUCAGAUUGUGCCCAAAACACGAACCAUCAGCUCUACAAGUCUGAAGAAGGCACCUUUGAAACCCAAUAACCAGCAGCCUUUUGAACAAACCUUUAGGCUACAGGUGCAUUUGCCAAGGAAUCAACUUUUUGUAACUCGAGUUAGCCCCAAAAGCUUAUUAUCAGAUGUUUUGAACCUUGCAUGUACUGAGAAGAACCUAGAUCCCAAUAAAUACGAACUCCGUCACCCAGCAAAUUUAGAAGAACGUCUCAGACCAGAGUGGACUUUGGCAGACUACAAACUACAAGAAGUUACUUUAGUAGCCAAAGGCAAUCGUCCUCUUGGAUCUGGACUGUCUUCUUCUGACAUAAUGGCCCUCCAAAAAGAAGAGGAAAAACGAAGGCAGCAAGUGAGAGCAAAUGGAGGAACAGGUUCAGCAGUUUUGGGGCUAAUGCUUGGAAAAAAUAGUCAGUCGAGUGGCUGUGAUGGAAGUAUCAGCAGUGAUAGCCUUGGAGGAAGGAGCAUUUCACCAGCACGAUCAGAUGAGACGCCAUCUCCACCAGGGUCAAGCCUGCCUCCUCCCCGUCCAACCCGCAAGAGACGGCCUGCACCCAAGCCUCCAACACAGGCUGCCCCACACCAGCAGCCAGCCCCUGCUGUCAUUUCUCAUUCUCGUAAUAGUUCAGACAGCAGUGGGUAUCAUGAAGCAUCUAUUCUCAGUGAAAGUCCUGAGAGCAAUGGUUUAAGUAGCCCAUCAGGCACACUACCUAGGCGAAGUAAACUCACUAGCAACUCUGCUCAACCUCCAAAUGUUGCUACAUCCCAUAAUUUAUCUCGAUCAUUGUCAAACCUUACCCACAUGAGUAAUGGGGAAAACAAAACUGGACCAAUGGCAUCUUCUAUUCAAAAGAAUGGUCACAGUGUAUCAACGACAUCUUUGGCCUCUUCAGGGCAUGGAAAGAAAAAGAAAGCAGCACCACCACCACCACCUCCUGCAACAGCAAGAUCCUCCUUACCUGGACAUCUAUUGCCUGAACAACGAACAGCAUCUCUAUCAACCCUUUCUUCUCAAAGCAGUGGAGACAGCUUUGAUAGAGAACUAUACUCUCGAAGUGCAACUUUAGAAAGACCUCCUUCUUCACAGUCAUCGACUACAUCGAACAUUGUAAGACCUGAGAGCCUCCCUGAGGAAAUUACUGCAAUUAAUGAAGAUGAAUCAAUUUCACCGAACAAUGAAUCUGUUCAGAAUCUGUCCAGCAAGUUAUCACAGCAGGAACUAAAAGCAUUGAAUUCAUUGAGGGAAUCGGAGAUACCUGUUUCUCUGGCCCAGCCUCAAGAAAGAAAAUCGCCAGAUAUCCAACUGCAUCAUCGAAACUAUCCUGAAUUAGACAGCACCAGCGAAUCCUCAGGUCAUUCUACCCCUUCCCAUGUAGAAAGACCUGUGCCUUUUGAACCGCAACCACAAAUAAGAAUAACCAAACCUGUAGUGCAUUCAUCAGAAGAUUCAGCAACAUUCAUUCGUGAAACUACAGCUCCUGUAAGCGAGCCUGCUGUCACAAAACCUGCUAAGAGUACUUCAAAUGUUGCUGCUCCUAGACCUACAUUACCCGAUGUAGUUUCAGCAGAAAAAGUGACUCCCCCAACACCAAAACCUCGUGGUUUAACUGUACAAAGUUCCAGAAACACUCCUACACCACGUCCUAGGGCACGAAAAUCUCCAAGUGUUCCACAACGUAUUAAAUAUUCUGAAACUCAGACUUUGCUUAGUGAUUCAGUAGAAAGAGACUCUGCAUUUGAUUCUGAAGGGACUAGAAGUGAUUCACCAAGAUCAUUUGAGGUAGUCAAAACUCGUGGAAAAUUUGGUGGAACAUUUGGUGUUGGUAAAACAAUUGUGAUGUUAGCUUCUUCUGCUAGGAAUUCUGUGAGCAGUGAAUCUGGUACUAAGAGUAUUCAUUCAUUGGAUAGUGAUGCAGAAAUGAUUACAAGAUUUGGAACUGAUAAUGACUAUGAAGAUGACGAUGCCCUCAAUAUUAGUGAAAAUGAUCUUGAAAUGUUUGAAACAAAGAGUGGUAACAUUGAUUCUCCUUCAGCUGAACAAACAGUACAUGACACAGGCAGUUUAUUUGAUAGCAUUUCUGUAGCUAGUUCAGUUUUUGACUCUGAGCAUGAAACGUCUGACGGAACCUGGGAUAGAAGUUCUGUUAGUUCUCGAGACUUUACAAAACUUCAUUUGUCAACAAAGAAUAGUUUGCAACCUCCUUCAACCAGAAUGUCUUUGAAACAAAGACCUUGCAGUCCACGCAGCAUGGAAGAUGCUCCAUCAUCCUUGGAGACGGGAGACCAGCUUGAUUGCUGGCCCAAUUCAGAAGAUGUGCAUGGCAGUGGGAAAAACUGGAGUGCAGAAUUACAGAAAGAAAGAGAUGAAAUUCAACAAGAAUUUGAGAGUGUUACUAAAGAACUGCAAGCUGUCAUAUUAGCCGAAGAAGCUAAACAGGUUUCUUCUGCUGCAAACUUGCCUAGCCCCAAAACAGAGUCACCUAGCGUCAGUCUAGUGGAUUGGGAAUAUCAUUUACCAGCUCCACCAUCAGCUUUUCGUGAUUCUCUAUCUCCAACUUUGACUACAGAAACAGACAAUGUAUCAGAAGUCCCUACUUUUGAGGAAUCAACCCCAGAAGUUCUUCCCCCAGCAGAAUUUACCGAUAGUGACAAAUUUUCCCAACAAGCUGAAACUAGUUUGACUAGUUUGAUGAUUGAAAAGGAAUGUCCCUUGAUAAAAAAUCUAGUUAAAGGUGUUACAAAGGUCAAUCCUCUUUUCAAUGAUGAAAAAUAUGAAGCAGAAAUUCUUGAAGAAUUUAAACAUUCCAAAGAAAACAAACCUUCCUUGGUAAACAGUUAUGAAAUGAAAAAUGAAGAAGACUGGAAUCCUCAGCUGAUUGGCGUUCCGUUGGACUCUGUCAAUGAACCAAAAAGUCAAAAUAAAUCCACAAGUUCAUAUGAAAAUCAUCAAACAAAUCAGCUAAAAAAUUUCACAAUAUCUGCGUACCAAAGGCCAAAUGACACAGACAUUUUAUUUAAAAGUGAUAGUGAAAAAACAAAGCAAGAGUCUGAAUUUAAGAAACCUUUAGAAACAUCUGUGUUUAAGCGAAAAGAUUCAAACAGCUCAACAAAUAUCCCCAGAAAUAAUUCAUUUAGUACAAAAAACAGUCAUCAAUCUGAAAGAGCACCAGUGAAACGAUCUACAUCACAUGUGACUUUUAAUAACUCAGGUCGCACAUUACGUGCAAAAUCUAUUGGAAAUCUUGCCAUGGAAACAUCUUGGGAGGGAUGUGGAUCACAGGCAACAGAAAGCAGAAUGCAUGAUGGUCAUGAAGGCCUUCGCAAAACAACAAGUGAAGCUAAUAUUAAUCAAGAUUAUGGAAGAAGUAGUCGUUUAGCAGAAUUACAGGAUCAGUUCUUGCAAUGGCAAGAGCAAUUGUUGCGUGAAACACAGCCAGAUAUACCACUUCAGUCAUUGCAAGUACUGAGAAGAAUACUCAGUCCUAGUCAUGAUGCGUCUCGAGACAAGACAAAAGAAAAACGAUUAUCAGAUGAACCUUCUUACAACCUGAAGAACAGUGAUUCCUCAAAGCCCAAUAGUAAUGAAAACACUGAUGCAUCUGAACUUUCAUCAUCAAGUGCAAAUGAAGUUCAACUUCGAAGACAGUCAAGUAAUGCUUCCAACGCAGCUAAGCGGUAUUCAUACCAAGGUCCUCCAGCAGUCAACUUUUCUACAUGGAGUGAGAGACCAAAAAGCCAAGUCAGUCUCAAGGUUGAUAAUGACUACAGAAUUGGAAAAGGACAAAAUUCUUCAGGUCCCACAAUACCUAAUAAACUUGAGAAUGUGCUGGAGGCAAGAGAAAGGAAAAUUUCAGAAGAUCAGGUGGAUUCAAAAGCAAACCCUGCGGCGCUCACUAGAUCUGAAAGCAUGACACAUGUGAAUGGUCAUGCAAAAGUGGAGCCUACAGCUCUAACAAUGAGAAUAAUUUCUCACACAACUCCCUCAGGUUUCAAAAAAAUAAGUCCAGCCACUACAGGUUUUACAUCGAAGUCACAAGAUCUGACACAGUCUAAAGAAAAGGAUGCUUCCGCAUCUCAUCACACUAUUACAAGAAUCCACAGCUACAAUUCAGCUCAAAUAGCUGAUCCAUCACGGGUUCCAAUUGUUCGUGCUGUGGAAUUGAAGAAAUCCUUCCUUCAGGGGCAGCAGAUUAUGCCACAACCUGAAAAGAAACCCAAUACCACUAACAUCAAAUUAAGUUGGAAUGAAGGAAAUAAUAAUUUAAAAAGUGUACCUGUCAAUGGAAUCCACAAUAAUGAUAAAAAUAAUAAAGAUGAUGAUGAUGCUGAAGAAACGUUUCAAGGUGUUAACAAUCUUGCAAAAAGGUUUUCCUUAGCAGCUUCCAAUUCAGAAGGAAUAAAAUUCAAUGCAACAAAUAAACGACCUCUAUCAGCAUACCUGCCCAGUGACCCAAAGCCAAAAAUUGAUUCAGAUAUGAAGAACGAAAGUAAUUUGAAAGAGGCAAAUUACUUCAAUAAUAGUAAUGCUCAAAAUAAUGUAAAAAAAUAUACAUCAGUGGUGGGUGUAAAUGGAGUUAGUUCAUCAGGAAGUUUCAAGGAACCCACACAGGAUGGAAACCAAUUUGUACCAAAAGUUGCUAUAACCACUCAAAAAAGUGGGACAAAUGUUGCUUCCAAACAAACAGGAGCCUUCAAUGCAAGACAUCCAAUGCCAGUUGUAAAAGGUUUCAGAUUUGCUACUAGUGAUUAUUCUGAUUCAUCUUUGGUUGCUGCUGACUCAUAUAAAGUGCCACAAAAUUCUCAACAAUCAGUGACUGUGAAGGUUCAACAAAAUAAUUCUUUUCACAAUCCAAACCAAAGAAAUUCUAUUGUCAUUGAGUCUGCACCUGUUGUUAACUUAAGAAUUCAACCUGCAUCAGCUUCCAAACCAUCACAAGGACCAACAAAUGGAAGUCGACUGAUUCCAGAACCUCCCAGUGCUCCAGCUCUGCCAAAGAAGACUCAAAUAUCACGACCGAAGUCUUUCCCUGUGCCAGAAGUAAAUCCACGUGAUGAAUUAAUGGAUGCAAUUCGUAGUUUUGGAGGCCGAGGAAAGCUCAGGCAGGUGCGUGCCCCACCUCCCAACAAUGUAUUGCUAAUUAUGUAAUUUACAAAUUACGGAACUCAUGCAUUUAAGAAAUGAAUAUUCAAAAUGAAAAAUUAUUUUGAUUUGUAUAUCUUUGACCUCCAGAGAACUAUUUUAAUUGAACUGAAGAACAGUGAUUCAGUAUCAUAGUUAUAUUUUUUCUCUUGUUUUAUACACAUUGAUCUUGAAUUGAGUAUUAAUACUAAAGUUUCAUGUAAAUAUUUGGAAUUCAGUGACUUUAAAUCACAAGCCCAGUGAUAUAAAGUUUAGAUUGUUUUUCAUCAGAAAUUGGUACUUAUUCUGCUCAGUAUGUGGUAAUUCUGGAUAAUUUCAAGUACUAAUAUUAUGUUAUUUUGUUGUUUUAUGAAUGUAUAAUUCCCCAUAAGUAUACCAAGAAUGCAUUUUAAUUUUCCUGAAUUUUGAAAAUUAUAGUAUAGGUCUCAGUAACUUUUCUUUGUUGACUUUCCUACCUUCUGUUCCCAUUAUUUUUUUUUUUGCAUAUGGGAGGGGCAAAGUGUUCAGAAGUGUAAGGGUGGACAAUCCAAGUCUCAUUUUUGGCAUGAUCUUUGUGUAUAUAUUGACACUGCACUAUUUAAUGAGAGACAACUGGCCUUUGGUUUCCAUGCACUUUGCUGGUUGAACAAUCCAUGAUGAUUGUUGGUCAGUUGCACGUCUAUCUGUUUGGGUACUGCGAUCUUUGAACUCUUGCAAAGAGUGUUGUGCCCUCUCACAAUGAAAAAUAAAUUCAAUUUUUGGGUUACUCUGAUCAUCAUAGGAUUGUGAGUUAUAAAUUCUUUUAGGUGAACUCUUACUGGUGGCUUUUGUUUCUUAUAGAACUGUAUCAGUUCACGGUGUGGUAUUGGUUGUCGGUUUCGUUUAUUGGGAGCAGUAAUUCAUCGUGUUCUUUUUUCAUAAUAACCUUCUCUGUCAUGUCUUUUCAGACUAGUGCAAGUUAGAAAACAGAAAUGGUGCUGGACCUGAAAUGGUUAACAUCUUUUCCACAUUUUUGAUGGAUGAUGAAUUUUCUCCACUGACUUUCCAAGGACUGAUCUUUCUUCUUCAAUAUGCAAUAUUUCUCAAAUUUCUUUUCUUACCAAAUAUAAAAUUUUAUUUUUUAUUGUUAAUGAAAUGGUGCAUUAUUCCUGUGCAACAAUUGUAUACCUGAAAGAAUCUAUAUUAUCAGGAAGGACAUUUUCCAUUUCACCUAUUAGCUUUAUUUUUUGUAGUUACAUUCUUCAAAAAAAAAAAUCUAUUUAUCCAAGUUAUCUUUGUUAUUUUUGUAAAAUUUAAAUAUUUCUCUUUUGUAGUUUAACCCUACUUUUAAUUACUAGACUAUUUUUCUUUAAAGAACUGAGAUAUGUUAUACUUUUUAUUUUACAUCUCAUCUUUUAUUUUAAGAAACUCUGAAUACCUAUUUUCUUUACUCAGAGUUACAAUGGCAUUUCUUUAAUUUCCAAACUAAGAUAAGGUUUGAUGACUAGGAAAUUAUAUUACAUGAUAAAUAUUACUCAAUUUAUGUUAUACAAACAGUCUAUUCAAUGUAUGUUAUUUUUGUACAGUAUUUUCAAAUGGUCAAAAGUCAUACCUAUCUAACUUAGUUUGGCCAUCAUUCAUGGUUAUGAUCUUCAUAUUGUCCAAAGUAUAAAAUGUAAAGUGACAUUAUACAUGGUGAUCAGUGGGAAUUGAUUGUAAUACUAUGAAUGAGGUUUAUUAGUUGUAUUUGUUUCACUUUUCAACAAUGUAUUUAUUUGGAACCUCAAGAAAUAAUUUUAACUCUAGAGGUGAUCCACAGAUGAACUAUAAACCAUGUUAAGACUAAUUAUAAGGUUUGGCUUCAGAAAUAAGCCACUUGUAACAUAUUCUAUGGUUAAGUGUGUAAAUGUGUGUGAAGUGGAGUAACUGUGUAAAUAUAUGCGCUAUUUUUAAGACUCACAAUUGUAAUAAAGGGAUGUAUUUUGUGUGUCUCAAAAAGCAACUCUGUACCAUUAUGUUAAUACACACUUGAAUAUUUCAAGAAAAUAAACAAAUAUAUUGUUAAAAAAGUUGUAAACAUUAUUGUCAUGA
Molecule: messenger RNA, 7638 nt
Organism: Gryllus bimaculatus (two-spotted cricket)
Lineage: Eukaryota; Metazoa; Arthropoda; Insecta; Orthoptera; Gryllidae
Source: the annotation of a GenBank genome assembly